Molecule: messenger RNA, 1602 nt
Organism: Cynara cardunculus var. scolymus (artichoke)
Lineage: Eukaryota; Viridiplantae; Streptophyta; Magnoliopsida; Asterales; Asteraceae
Product: berberine bridge enzyme-like 22
Exons: 1
Coding region: 1-1602 (533 amino acids)
Molecular function (GO): oxidoreductase activity; FAD binding
Source: RefSeq, a predicted model, not a curated record
AUGAAACAUCCCCUUUUAAUAGCAACUCAUAUUUUAUGGGCUGCAAUUGCAUCCGUGAUUUAUGCGGAUGCAAUUGCAACCCAUAAUGGAUUCGUUUCUUGUAUGAAAGAUUACUUUGUUUCAUUUGCUGAUACCUCGAGGUACGUGUUCACGCCGGAUUUGCCGGUGUAUUCAUCCCUCGUUUGGUCUCAACAUAACCCGAGGUGCUCGAAUUCGACUGCGUCUCAGGAACCGAUUGCUAUUGUUACGCCAUUAAACGAAGAUGAGAUACGGGUGGCUAUUAUUUGUAGCCGAGAGCACGGGUUGCAGGUCAGGAUUCGAAGCGGAGGCCAUGAUUAUGAAGGACUGUCGUACCUUUGCAAAGUACCUUUUGUGGUUAUCGACAUGAGGAACCUUCGCUCGAUUAGCAUCGACAUUGAGGACGAGACAGCGUGGGUCCAAUCAGGGGCGACGCUCGGGGAGCUUUACUAUAGCAUAGCGCAAAAGAGUCGGACUCAUGGGUUCCCGGCAGGGGUAUGUCCGAGUGUCGGUGUUGGCGGGCACUUCAGUGGUGGAGGGUUCGGUGCGAUGGUGAGAAAAUACGGCCUAGCGGCAGAUAACGUCAUCGACGCUCACUUGAUUGAUGCGAAUGGAAAUCUUCUCAAUAGAGAAGCGAUGGGCGAAGAUCUUUUUUGGGCGAUCAGAGGUGGAGGAGGAGCAAGUUUUGGCGUCAUCAUCUCGUGGAAAAUCAAACUCCUUAGGGUUCCACCAAAAGUUACGGUUUUCAACGUUUACAAGACCAUGGAUCAACACACCACGGAAAUCGUUCAUCGUUGGCAACAUGUGGCACAUACGGUGAAAAACGAACUCUUCAUAAGAGUAAUCAUUCAGUAUCUGCAGGACGACAAAAAUACGUCCGUUCAAGUGUUGUUCAAUUCGCUUUUCUUGGGAGAACUCAACGAGCUAAUCCCGUUGAUGAAUGAAAAAUUCCCCGAGUUAGGUCUAAAACCGAACGACUGUAUCGAAAUGAGUUGGAUAGAGUCGGUUCUUUUCUUAGCAGGAUUUCAAGGGAAAUCCCCGAAAGUGUUACUAGGCAACGACACCGACCCUUACGUUAGCUACUUUAAGGCAAAAUCCGAUUUUGUGACGAAACCUAUACGGAAACAUGUGUUCAAAGGGAUACGAGAAAGGUUUCUGGAACAAAAAUUCGCUUUUAUGAUAAUGGAUCCGUUUGGUGGGAGGAUGAGCGAGAUUUCAGAAUCACAUCUUCCAUUCCCGCACAGAAAAAGAAAUUUGUACAACGUUCAGUAUUUGGUCAAAUGGGAAGCAAACGGUGUUCGAGCAUCAAACGAGCAUAUACAUUGGCUCAGGUUGCUAUACAGGUAUAUGGAGCGUCAUGUUUCAAGACAUCCGCGAAGUGCGUACCUUAACUAUAGGGAUCUGGACCUCGGAACGAACCGUGAGGGCAACACAAGCUACUCGGAAGCUAGGGUGUGGGGUGAGAAAUACUUCAAGGCCAAUUUCAAGAGAUUGGCACACGUUAAGAGCAGAGUAGAUCCAGAUAACUUCUUCAGAUAUGAACAAAGUAUCCCACUUUAUAAAACCUCUACAGGAAGAAAAUAA